UAAUUUGAAAGGCAACUGAUAAGAAACGGCACGAAAACAAAGGCAAUUUCUAUCCCCCUUUUGAUUGCAUUAAAUGUUUAGCGAACUGCAAAUCAUUAUAUUCCAAUAGAUUCUCUGGCAAAAUGAGGUUCACUGGUUUGUUAGGCUUUCAGGUUUCCAUUACACUUUAUUUAAUGACAUUUUGUCAUGCGGAGACGCUGAAUAUAGUUGAAAAGUUGGACGCUAUUUAUGAGCAGUCAGAAAAUGUACUUUCCACUUUAAAGGAGGCACUUUUGCAAGUACAAACUAAUGACAGCUCAAAUACAUCCAUUAAGGAGGUGUUCCCCACUUCCUGCCUGAAUUCAGAAGUAAAUGAAAAUGGUUUGUAUACCCUGGAAGUCCCAGGACUGAGUCCAUUUCAAGUGUACUGCGAAAAUAAUAUAGCUGGUCCCGGGUGGAUUGUGAUCCAGAAAAGAUUUAGUGGAAACCUUAGUUUCUUUCGUAAUUGGAAAGAGUACAAGGAUGGAUUCGGAGAUCUAAUGGGCGAGUAUUUUCUUGGUCUUGAGAAGAUUCGUGCCUUGACCGCUUUGGAGCCACAUGAGUUAUAUGUCCACCUGGAGGACUUCGAUGAAACAAUAAAAUACGCAAAAUUCGAUGAAUUCGCGAUUGGAAACGAAGAGGAUGACUACGCUAUGAACGCACUAGGAAAAUAUUCCGGUACUGCGGGGGAUUCCCUUCGAUCGCAUCGCAAAAUGAAGUUUUCUACAUAUGAUCGGGAUAACGAUCGUGAGUUUAAUAGAAACUGUGCAUUUUACUAUCUCGGGGGAUGGUGGUACAAUGCCUGUCUGGAUAGCAACCUUAAUGGACAGUAUAUGCCUGGUGGCAAAUACGAGGAGAAAUUGUUUGCCAGGGGCAUGUGCUGGCGUUCUUGGCGUGGCCACAACUACGGGUAUAGGAUCACCCAAAUGUUGAUAAGACCCAAGUGCCGAAAUAUACCAGUGAUUCAUCAGUGACUCUUUACAAGGCGCUGCCACAGAUACUAUAAUUAUUUGCUGUUUACUCCCUCCGGUUUAAUGGCUUCAAGAUCAACGUGAAAACAAUUUGUUAUGUACUUGAUUAAUAUGCAAAAUGUGUUGCCAUUGAAUCAUCACAUUUUUGCUGAGCACAUUAUUUAGAAUCUCAAACAGAAAUGCGAAAUAUACUGUAAUUUUCAUUGAAA
This is a messenger RNA of Drosophila rhopaloa, 1198 nucleotides long. Its product is annotated as fibrinogen C domain-containing protein 1. Bases 123 to 992 code for a protein of 289 amino acids. The record is from RefSeq and is a predicted model, not a curated record. NCBI's taxonomy places the organism in Eukaryota, Metazoa, Arthropoda, Insecta, Diptera, Drosophilidae. The transcript has 4 exons.